UUGGAUCGAGUGUCAGCUGGACAGCAGUCCGACCUGAUGGGCACCAAAACACUGUAACGGCCCUGCGCAGCCCGGGGACCCUCUUGGUUAGUGGAAGUGAGGAAAAGUAAGUUGAGCGUCAAGGCUGGGAGUUGAAGACGUGAGGAAAGUGUUAGAUUUAUGCUGGAAGAGACGGAGAGACGCGCGUCAGCAGCGGCACACACCAUGAGCGUCCCGCUUUACGCACCGACCCCCAUCCAGCCGGCUCACCCGACCCCCUUCUACAUCGAGGACAUCCUGGGACGGACUGGUUCGGCCGCCAUCUCUUCAUCUUCAUCUUCCUCCUCCUCCUCCUGCUCCACUCCGGUGAUCCCCACACCGACACUCCCGUCAGCGAACUCCUCCUUCACCAGCCUGAUUUCUCCCUACCGGACACCGAUUUACGAGCCCACGCCGAUCCACCCGGUGCUGUCCCACACCGCCCUGACAGCGGCGUACGGCCCCGUCGGAGCCUUCAGCGGCUCCAUCUACCCGUUCCACCAGCAGCAGCACCGCUCCAUGGGGGAGUACGCGCAGGCGCUGCUCCGACAGGACCCCCUCGGGAAGCCCCUGUUGUGGAGCCCAUUCAUCCAGCGGCCCCUACACAAGAGAAAGGGAGGCCAGGUUCGGUUCUCCAACGACCAGACCGUCGAACUGGAGAAGAAGUUCGAGACGCAGAAAUACCUGUCCCCCCCGGAGAGGAAGCGACUGGCCAAGAUGCUGCAGCUCAGCGAGAGACAGGUGAAGACGUGGUUUCAAAACCGACGAGCCAAGUGGAGAAGAUUAAAACAGGAAAAUCCCCAGGGCGGUAAGCGGGAGGUGGAGGACGACAGCCCGCUCGGGAGGAACUGUAAGUCGGAUAAAUUGACGGAGCAGGUGGGGAUCCAGAGCCUGGAGAAUCGGCAGACAGGCCCAACCCCACUGAUGACCCCGGGGGGUCACCGUGUGCACUGUGGGCAGUCCCCCACGGAGCUGGACUCUGAUGUGUCCGAUGAUUCAGACCAGGAACUGGAUAUAGAAAAUAACAGUGAGUUAACACUAAACCCGUAAUUGUGCAGCAUGGGUCAGUCGGCCUCUCAGCUGGACGAUGAACUCUGUUUCUAAAUUAGCCUUAUGUGCCUUCCUGGGAAGUAGGAAAGCAGAAACAAGUUCAAAUAAAGACUCAACCCGGACUUGGAAAUGUUUUCAGUUUUGGGACUGGAACCUUGUAUUGCUGUAUCUCCAGCCAUGGCUGAUGCUGCUUUCUGCAGCUGUGAUUCACAUUCAGAUCUAUUUAACAUUCAGUCCUCGGCUCUGUGUUUACCUCUUGUAUAUGAUGUACAAUAGUUUUUGGGUUGCAUUGGUAGUGACUACUAACAAUCACUGUAAAUAUAUGGUAUUUCCCUCUAUCUUUUAUUAGGUAUGUUCAGAUUGUGGUAUACAAAUUAAUAAUCGUUGAAGCUUACAAUGUACUUUUGGAGUCAUGUUUAAGUGCCUGUUUUUUGACCUGAAUAAAGACGUGUUAGCUUA
Poeciliopsis prolifica (blackstripe livebearer) is the source of this 1527-nucleotide messenger RNA. It is a transcript of the gene hhex, whose product is annotated as hematopoietically expressed homeobox. NCBI's taxonomy places the organism in Eukaryota, Metazoa, Chordata, Actinopteri, Cyprinodontiformes, Poeciliidae. The coding region runs from base 160 to 1068 and encodes 302 amino acids. Gene Ontology annotation, molecular function: RNA polymerase II cis-regulatory region sequence-specific DNA binding; DNA-binding transcription factor activity, RNA polymerase II-specific. The transcript has 4 exons. The record is from RefSeq and is a predicted model, not a curated record. Gene Ontology annotation, biological process: regulation of transcription by RNA polymerase II; cell differentiation.